AUGCGCGGGGCGCCUGUCGUUCCGGCGAAUACCUGGACUCACUUGUGCGUGCGUGCAGCGGGUUGCAGAGCAGGGUUGUGGCUGCGGGGUGAGCGGCGUCGUCAGCUGGCAGGCAUGGGGCGCGAGAGAGGCGCGUGGUGCGGCGAGCCGGCCGUGGUACUUGCGUGUGCGGGGCAGAGCGGACGCGACGGGAGGCGCGAGUCGAGCGAGCGUGCGGACGUCGACGCGGUUGGGGCGCGACUGGUACUGCGGAGACGUCGACUGCCGAGUGUCGAUGUCGCCGCGCGCCCCGAGAGGCCGAGAUGCGCAGCGCGGAGGCUGCGUGCUCCCCCGCGCCGCCUUGCUUCCCGCCGCCCCGCCGUCUCUACGCUGCUCUGCGUCUCAUCACACAUAACCCGCUUGACAUUGUAA
Arctia plantaginis is the source of this 411-nucleotide messenger RNA. The record is from the annotation of a GenBank genome assembly. Lineage: Eukaryota; Metazoa; Arthropoda; Insecta; Lepidoptera; Erebidae.